Messenger RNA from Ipomoea triloba (trilobed morning glory), 890 nucleotides. RefSeq lists its product as uncharacterized. Bases 120 to 641 code for a protein of 173 amino acids. The transcript has a single exon. Lineage: Eukaryota; Viridiplantae; Streptophyta; Magnoliopsida; Solanales; Convolvulaceae. The record is from RefSeq and is a predicted model, not a curated record.
AAGACGUAGUAUAUAUAUAUAUUGUAGGUCUACCUCCUCCUGCUCCACCCCACUCCUUUUCAUCAUCUCAUCUAUAAAGUAUCAACCAAUUGAAAACACGUAUAGUAGAGACUAAAACAAUGUCUCAAAUCACAGAGGAGAUAAGAAGCAGCGCAACGGAGCUGUACAAAGGCGACGAAAUCUGCCAAGAGAAGUCCAAAUUCCUGCUCAAAGAAGUGGGGUUACCCAACGGGCUACUCCCCAUGAAAGACAUGGAAGAGUGCGGGUACGUUAAGGACACGGGUUUCGUGUGGCUCAAGUCCAAGAAGAAGACGGACCACAAGUUCGAGCAGAUCGGGCGAGCGGUCCAGUAUUCGACCGAGGUCACGGCCUACGUCGAGCCGGGUCAGAUCAAGAAGCUCACCGGGGUGAAAGCCAAGGAGCUCAUGCUCUGGCUCACCCUCAACGAGAUACGCGUGGAUGAUCCCCCCACCGGGAAGAUCCACUUCAAGACCACCACCGGGUUGGCCCGCACCUUCCCCGUCUCCGCCUUCCAAGUCAACGAAGAAGGAGAAAAAGAAGAAGAAGACGAGGACCAGAAGAAGGAGAAACCCGUGGCCACACCGGCCAUCAAUGCACCCUUGCCUGUCAAGGAACUCUAAUUAAUGCUCAAUCGGAUCGAGGCCUGGGAUUCUUAGGAUCGGAGAAUCAACCUUUUAUGAGAAAUCCAAUUUGGCAUUCAAUAACUAUAUAUAAUUCCCUAAGUAUGACAUUCUACAACUUAUAUACUAGAUCGGGUCCCUACGUACGUACUAAGCAUUAUGUCUUUUUCUCAAUUCUUAUAUAUGAAUGAAGUAUGUAGCUGCUAUUUUUAUCUGAGGCUAAAUUUAUCCAAUCGGAGUUCUACUACA